This is a messenger RNA of Apis florea (little honeybee), 2389 nucleotides long. Its product is annotated as protein FAM151B. Lineage: Eukaryota; Metazoa; Arthropoda; Insecta; Hymenoptera; Apidae. The record is from RefSeq and is a predicted model, not a curated record.
UCGAAUGAGCGGAGCAGUUAGCGAGGCGGAGUGGCGCGCGCGCUCAGCUCCGUGUUGCACGCGGCUCCGCCGUAUUGUGUGUACGGAGUUGGAUUUCGAGGAUCGAUCGUGGACGGUACGGGACGACCGACAGUCAGGUACAGUCAGUCGUUUCGAGGCUACCGAGCUAAACGGGUGUCGUUCGACGUUCAGAGCCGCGCCGGUUCUGCCCUCUUCCUCUUUCUCUUCCAAACUGUUGUAGACUGCUGUUCGUCGUUCGACCGCGCGCCUAUCUCGCUUCUCUCUUUCUCCUCGCGCGAUUACGGUGCACGCUCCUCUUCGGAGACCAUGAAGAGUGUCGUAAAGACGGCGUCCAGUCUUCUCGCCUUGGCGGUGAUCCACUCUGCCAUGUGCGCAUCAUCCGUCACGGAAACUGUGGCCAACUUCUUCCCCGAGAUCGAGGGGAAUCUUACCAAGAUCACCUGGGCCCACGCCGUCAACGACAAAGCAAAGUUGAACAAGACGUUGGAAGGGAACGCGAUGAUGCUGGAGGCCGACGUUGUGCUCGGCAAAGUAACAGGACAGGACACCGUUCAACCUAUAAUGGCGCAUCCGCCUGCGAACGAGAGCGACCUGUCGCUCGAGAAUUUCCUCAACGCCGUGAUCGAGAAGAAGGGAAGGAAGGGGAUCAAGCUGGACUUCAAGAGCAUCGAGGCGUUCAACGGGAGCAAACCUAUCCUCGACAAAGUUCGCAACAACUUGACGUUCCCAGUGUUCCUGAACGCCGAUAUACUGGAAGGGCCGACGAACGCAACCGCGACACCGGUCGACGCGAAAUCCUUCGUGGGCCAAGCGAAGGCGUAUCCGGAGUACACGCUGUCGGUCGGCUGGACUACCAACUACACGGAGAACGGGACGGAGAAUACCGACCGAUACACGGAACAGCAGAUCCAACGGAUGAUAAGUACGCUGAAGGAGCAGAAAGUUGCUCAGCCGGUAACUUACCCGGUGAGGGCAGGCCUCGCGGCGAACGACGCGAGCGUGAUCAAGAAGUUGAUGGAGAAUUCGGACAUCAAGAACGCGAGCCUGACCGUGUGGUCGAGCGAGAGGGACAAGGUGGACGCGGACAAGUUGUCGCAGCUGAUACGGGAGAUCGGGGUCGAGAAGGUGUACGUGGACGUGCCCGACGAUCUGAUGGCCAAGCUUCGAUUGUCGGCCGCGUCCAGCCCGAGGUCGCCAGCCGUCGCCCUCGCGCUCGCCGCCACGCUCUUCCUCGCCGUUUCCUCCAUCCUGCCGUCCACGUUGUGAACGAUCCCUGGGACAGGGGGAGAGGAGGAAGGCGAGGCGAUGACGAGAUCGGCGAGAUCGAAUCCAUUCGUUAGAAGAAGAACUCCUCGUCGUCGAGCUGCUACCAGCACGUUUUUUUUAGCACGUUUAGCGUUAAGCUUAUCCGCGAGACGGACGUUUUUUCUAAGUAUUUUAAGGAAGCUUGAAGAAAUUAGAGAUUGAUUAUUAUUAUUAUUAUUAUUAUUAUUAUUAUUAUCGUUGUCCUCCCUCGCUCGAUCUCGAUCUCGAUCGCGACCACUUUCGAUGCUUUCGAUCGACACUCUCGACGUUUCCAUACUUUCCUCUCCUUCCUCCUCCUCCUCCUCUUCUCCUUGUCUUCUGUUUUUUUCUCUUUUCUCGCGAUUUCUCUUCCGUAAUUUUAGACAGAGAAUCUUUUUUAGAGAGAGCGAGAAUCGCGACCAGGCGCGUUUUUUCUUUUCGUAUCUCGAUUUUUAAGAUUAAAAAAAAAGAAAAAAAAAAAAGAAAAAAAAGGGUUAAAAAGUAAUAAUAAUAAGGAGUAGAGUAAGUAAGAUAAUAAGAUAUGUAAGAGUAAUAAUAACGUAAUAACGGAAAGUUCGCAUCGAUAGAUCUUGCUUUGAUAUAAUAAUUAAGAAAGGAACGUUUGUUUACCGUUUCUUUUUCCUUUUUCUUCCUUCCUUUCUUUUCUUCCUCGAUGCAUUCCACACACACACAUUUUAACGUUGUUAUUUUACGUUACAUCUUGUAAAACGCGAGCGAUGCAAUCGAGGAGAUCCGAUUCGAGAUCUUUUCCUUCCUUCCACGACGAUACCACAGCGGACGUAUCGUAGGUGGCGCGAUUAUUACCCAUCGUACCCAUUUAGUGUUCAUCGACGUAUCUCCUGUACCUGCCUUCGACAUAUCUCAGACAUAGUUUCAGGAACAAGAAAUGCGGAAACGGACAAAAAAAAAAAGAGAAAAGAAAAGAAGAGAAACGGUAUAUAUAUAUAUAUUAAACUUUAUCGAAGCUGUAACGCCGUAAGCCAAAGGAUUGUGAAUGCGAUUGUGAAUACGGUGCACCCGCGCACCGAGUUUGAUAACGAAACAAUAAAAUUAUGCGCAAAAU